UCUAAGUCGGUCCUCUAUACGAACCCAGACCAUUGUUCCUCAGUCUGUUGGUUGUGCACCAACCAGCACUACUGAUUUCAGUCUUUGCCACACCUGUUGAACUUCUAAGAUGUUCAGCAAACACAGAGGGAUGUUGGCAGCAAUGCUAUGUGCCUCCAUGGGCAUACUGAUAGGAGUGCUAGUUGGGCACUUGAUCACGCCCUCCAUUACUGAAGAAGAUAAAAAGAUUAUCAUGACCUACCAGAAACUCAUCGAAGACAAGUGGGCAUCUGAGACAGAAGAGACCCAAAUGAUCUUGGACCUCAUCAGCACAACUAACUUGAGGAAUAACUUGAAGGAGUUGAGCAGAAAACCCCAUCUCGCGGGCACAGCCAGAGACGACGAACUGGCGAUGCUAAUUAAACAGAGGUUCGUCGCAGCCGGGUUCGACACAGCGGAGCUCGUUCCAUAUGAAGUGCUUCUGAGCUACCCUAAUCACACCGAUCCAAACCUGAUUACAAUCAUGGACGGCUCCAAGAAGGUUGUAUUCACGAGCAAAUUCAAAGAAGAGGUGUUGCAUGAGGACGACAACGACCCAGAUUUGGUCGUUGCUUUCAAUGGCUAUAGCCCAGCAGGUGACAUCAUGACACAGCCAGGGGUCGGUGUCAUUUAUGUGAACUAUGGUCGAGUGGAAGACUUUGAGAAACUGGACAAACUUGGGAUUGAUGUCACAGGUCAUGUGGUCAUGGCACGCUAUGGGAAGAUCUUCAGAGGAAACAAGCUGCUGCAUGCGGAACAACGAAAUGCCACAGGUGUCAUCCUCUUCUCGGACCCGAGGGGCGUGGCUCUUGAAGGAACGGAUCCCAAGGACGUGUAUCCAAAUUCCUUCUGGCUUCCGGGCACUGGAAUGCAGAGAGGUUGGGCCACCACCAUACAGGGGGACCCACUCACCCCUGGAUGGCCCUCAACGAAGCACGCAUACAGGCUGGACGAAAGUGAGGUGCCGCUGCCCAAGAUUCCCUGUCAGCCCAUUGGCUACGACGAUGCUAGAGCAAUUAUGGAAAAAAUGGGUGGGAGAGCACCGCCGGUAGACUGGGUUGGUGGAAUGAAAGGCAUCAAAUACAACCUCGGGCCGGAGAUGCUGGACGAAUACAAAAAUUACACUCUGCGUCUGCAGACGAAUAACUUCCUGCGCAGUGUCAACGUGUCCAACGUGAUUGGAACCAUCAAAGGAAGUGUAGAACCCGAUCGAUACGUUCUGAUCGGAAACCACCGGGAUGCCUGGGGCUAUGGGGCUGUAGAUCCUUCUUCUGGCACUGCGCAGUUCCUGGAAACAGCCAGGGUAUUUGGUCAACUCCUGAAGAAAGGAUGGAGGCCAAGGAGGACCCUAGUUUUCUGCAGCUGGGGUGCAGAGGAGUAUGGUUUAGUAGGAUCUACUGAGUGGGUUGAGGAACACCUGGAGAAGCUUCAGGCACGAGCAGUCCUUUACCUGAACACUGAUACCUGUGCAGCUGGUCCCAUUCUCACUCCUUCGUCGAGUCCUCUCAUCUGGGACUCACUUGUGAAGCUCACUAAAAUGGUUCCUGGUGUACGGGAAGGCAAAACCAUUUAUGAUGAAUGGGCAGCCUACCAUCGUGCAAAAAACCAGUCCUCACCCCAGUUAGAGACCCUGGGAUCUGGUAGUGACUACGCAGCCUUUGCCUUCUAUGGGGGCAUACCUAGCAUGGAACUGUUGUUUAGAACAGAUAAGAACAAGUACGACAUAUCCAAGUACCCAUUCUACCACACAGGCUAUGAUACUUUCUAUGCAGUAGAUAAGUUUAUUGAUCCAGGCUUUAGGAUAAUGCAGGGAUGCGGUAGGUUGGCAUCCCUGUUCCUGAAGUACUUCGGAGACUCUGCUCUUAUACCCUACGGCCUGCAACAGCUAUCAAGGGCAAUAGAAGAAAACCUCAACAAAGUCAAGGACAAUGGCAAAGGUGCCACUUUGCUGAAAAUUUAUGACAAAUUCCCUCUACUAGAAAAAUCUGCUCAGAAUUUCACAACUGCAACGGCCAUAUUUGCUAGAAAACUGGACUCUGUAAAGGAUACCUUAGAUCCAGUUACGCUGCGUGCAGUUAAUGACCAAUUAAUGAAAAUGGAACAGGUUUUCAUUAUACCAACAGGUCUACCAGGACGACCUACAGUCAGACAUGCAAUAUUUGCACCAAGCCAGUUCGACAGCUAUGCCGCAGCAGGGUUUCCUGGCAUCUCUGACCUUCUCUAUAGAAUAGACGAUUUGCAAGGAGAGGAGCUAAGCAAAAGGCAUAAAGAGAUUCGCAGACACAUUUCAGAUCUAACAAUUCUGCUUCAGAAGGCAUCUGGUCUCCUGGAGGAUUUUAAUUUAAUCUAAGAAGUAUGUAGUCUUAGAUUCAAAAUUGUUUUUAAAACCCACUAAACUUAAUGAGAAUUAUUGUUUGGCAAGCAUGUAAAACUUAGUCAAUGGUUGUUGUUUAGCAAGCAUGCUAAACUUAACUGAAACCACAUUUUUGUGUUGAGGUCUUUAGAGAAAAAUACUGCUUCAAAAAUUGAAUGUUUUGUGUUUUUUAUAUAAACUAAAUAGUAUAUGAAAUGUAAAGAUGGAAAGAUUUUGAUCACAGACUAAAUUCAAUUAUGCUGAAAAUCAAGUUUCAUAGCUAAGGCAAUGUAACACAGUAAGUAAGAAAGGCAUUGCCUGUGUUAUUUUCCAUAGGUUUCUAUCGACUGCCUGUUGUUGUUCUUUAUCGUAUAUAAUAUAAUGCAACUAGUAUACUUAUGGGAGUACUUCUAAUAUAAUUAAUGAUUAUUAAAAUGGGAAGUGUAAUGUUAUACCAGCUUAAUAUACUUCAUUCUUCUUUACUUUCGCAACCAAACUGUGAAUCAACAGUAUAGUAAUUAUAUUGGAAACCAGCCACAUCAAAGAGCAAUAAUGAACUGGAUAUGUAAUGAGUGAAAAUUUACAGUAUUAUGUUACACAGUAUAAUAAUAAUGUACCAAGACUAAAAUUAUAACACCUUUAAACGUU
This is a messenger RNA of Macrobrachium nipponense, 3019 nucleotides long. Its product is annotated as N-acetylated-alpha-linked acidic dipeptidase 2-like. NCBI's taxonomy places the organism in Eukaryota, Metazoa, Arthropoda, Malacostraca, Decapoda, Palaemonidae. The transcript has 18 exons. Gene Ontology annotation, molecular function: carboxypeptidase activity. The coding region runs from base 110 to 2368 and encodes 752 amino acids. The record is from RefSeq and is a predicted model, not a curated record.